This is a messenger RNA of Strigops habroptila (Kakapo), 888 nucleotides long. Its product is annotated as olfactory receptor 14J1-like. Gene Ontology annotation, cellular component: membrane. The annotation marks the transcript as partial. The transcript has a single exon. Lineage: Eukaryota; Metazoa; Chordata; Aves; Psittaciformes; Psittacidae. Gene Ontology annotation, molecular function: G protein-coupled receptor activity; olfactory receptor activity. The record is from RefSeq and is a predicted model, not a curated record. Gene Ontology annotation, biological process: G protein-coupled receptor signaling pathway.
CUGGGCAUCUCCCUGGCUGCGCUCCUGGGCAACGGCCUCAUCAUCACCAGCACAGCCUGCGGCCAGCACCUCCACACCCCCAUGUACUUCCUCCUCAACCUCUCCCUCCUGGACCUGGGCUGCAUCUCCACCACUGUCCCCAAAUCCAUGGCCAAUUCCCUUUGGGACACAAGGGACAUCUACUUCACAAGAUGUGCUGCACAGGUCUUCUUUAUAUUAUUCUUGUUUACAGCAGAGUUUGCCCUUCUCACCAUCAUGUCCUAUGACCGCUACGUGGCCAUCUGCAAGCCCCUGCACUACGGGACCCUCCUGGGCAGCAGAGCUUGUGUCCACAUGGCAGCAGCUGCCUGGGGCACUGGGUUUCUCACUGCUCUGCUGCACACAGCCAACACAUUUUCCCUAUCCCUCUGCCGAGGCAAUGCUGUGGAGCAGUUCUUCUGUGAAAUCCUCAAGGUCCUCAAGCUCUCCUGCUCACGCUGCUACCUCAGCGAAGUUGGGCUUCUUGUGGUUAGUGCCUGUUUAUCAUUCGGGUGUUUUGUUUUCAUUGUGGGUUCCUAUGUGCAGAUCUUCAGGGCCGUGCUGAGGAUCCCCUCUGAGCAGGGAAGCCUCAAAGCCUUUUCCACGUGCCUCCCUCACCUGGCUGUGGUCUCCCUGUUUAUCACUACCUGCAUCUUUGCCUACCUGAAGCUCCCCUCCAUCUUUUCUUCAUCCCUGGAUCUGGUGGUGUCAGAGCUGUAUGCGGCAGUGCCUCCAGUAGUGAACCCGCUCAUCUACAGCCUGAGGAAUCAGGUCCUCAAGGAUGCUCUGAGGAAGCUGAUGACUGGAUGUGUUUCAGCAGCCAUACACUGCCUGCUUUCCUCUGCAAAAGGCUCCCAGUGUAGGUCGUGA